AUGAAUCCCAAACUGCACGAAACAGUUGACGUCGUGUCCCUUGAGCAGCGCGUCACCGACGACAAAGAACCCGUUCCCGGCGAUCCAGUGCGCGUGCUAGACCACAAGCUGGAGCGUCGUAUCUGCUGGAAGUUUGACAUCAGGAUCCUGCCGCUCAUCACGGUAAUGUAUCUGUUCAAUGCUCUAGACAAGGGCAAUAUUUCCAACGCGAAAACAGACAAGCUGGACGUGGAUUUGGGCAUCAAGGGCCAGCAGUGGAACAACAUGCUCUCCAUCUUCUAUAUCCCGUUUGUGCUGUGCGCCUUUCCGCUCUCGCUGCUGAUCAAACGCUACAACGCUGCCAACGUGAUUCCAUGCUUGAUGUUCACCUUUGGCAGCAUCACGCUGCUUGCUGUGUCGGUGUUCAACUACGGCUCGCUCAUGGCGGCGAGGUGGUUUCUCGGGAUGUGCGAGUCGGCUUUUUUCCCCGGCAUCAUCUACUACCUGAGUACGUUCUACCGCCGUGGCGAGCUGGCCAGACGGCUGUCGAUCUUUUACGCCGCCGCCAACAUCGCCAACGCGUUCUCGGGGCUGCUGGCGUUCGGCGUGUUCCAGAUUAAAACGGACAGACUCCACGGGUGGCAGAUUCUGUUCUUGAUCGAGGGUGGAGCUACCGUGAUUGUUGCGGUGUUUGCGUUCUUCUACCUGCCGCGGACGGUCGAAAAAGCGGCGUUUCUUACCGAGGAAGAGCGCGAGUGCGCCGUCUGGCGCAUCCGCACAGACUCGUCCUCGCUGUCCACCGAGAAAGUGUCGCUCAGGGACGCCGCCAAGGUGUUCAAGCAUCCGGUCGCCAUAGCGUGGAUGUUUGAAGAGAUCUUCAUCGGAGUGCCGCUCAACUCCAUCAACAACUGGUUCCCGCAGAUCAUUCAGUCGCUCGGCAAGGGCGCUGUCAUGACAAACCUGUACACGGUUGCGCCUAACGUGUGGGGCGCCGUGGCUCUGAUUUUCUGGUGCUUUGCUUCGGACCUGCUGCGCGUGCGGUCCGUUUUCAUCAUCCUGGCCGUGGCCUCCACGCUGAUCGGAUUCGUCGUGUUUGGUUGCAUCGACACGCAGGCACACAUUGGCGUCGCAUACUUCUCGUGUUUCCUGAUGACUACCGGCUCGUCCGCUUCGUCGGUGCUCACUUCGACCUGGUACAACAACAAUACGCCGAACGAGAACAGAAGAGUGGUGAUCUCUGCCGUCGGCGUGCCGCUGGCAAACGCGGCGGGGCUGAUCUCGACCAACAUCUUCCGCGCAAAGGACGCGCCGAAAUAUGUGCCCGCUCUGGGUAUCACGGCCGGGUUUGGCGGUGCUGCUAUCAUCGUGGUGGCCAGUAUUUUGGUCUUCAUGGUGGUGGACAAUCGUCGCCGAAACAGGGCGCAGGGCGUCUCCUGGACGUACAGAGACGUCCCCACGUACUUGCUUGCCGAAGGCCCUUCGAACCCAAACUACAGAUGGAUGUUCUAA
Ogataea haglerorum is the source of this 1488-nucleotide messenger RNA. RefSeq lists its product as uncharacterized. NCBI's taxonomy places the organism in Eukaryota, Fungi, Ascomycota, Pichiomycetes, Pichiales, Pichiaceae. Bases 1 to 1488 code for a protein of 495 amino acids. Gene Ontology annotation, cellular component: membrane. Gene Ontology annotation, molecular function: transmembrane transporter activity. The transcript has a single exon. The record is from RefSeq and is a predicted model, not a curated record. Gene Ontology annotation, biological process: transmembrane transport.